AUGGGCUUCGCAACCGGCUUUACCGGUGGCGUGACGCUCACCCUUUCGCUCGCCUACCUCUCCGUCCUCGCGCACCAGCGCAAUCGCGAAGCCCAAAGCAGAUCCAUUCGCACCCAGACGCUCAUGAUCCAGCAUCUCAUCGAUCCGAUCCCGCAGCCGCUUCCCCCUACGCGAUCCGAAGUCGCCGCCGCGCAGCGAGAAGCCGCUGUCGAGGUCGCCAAGAACCGAUGGAACUCGGAGGUUGAAAACGCCGUGCGCUGGGUGCAGCACACGGACUGGGACGAGGUGCGAGAGGGCUUGGAGAGCAGGAUUGCAUACCUAUACGCAAAGGCAACGGGCCAGUCUGUGGAGGAGGUGCUAAAGGCCAGGCGCUCUCUCGAGCCUGUCAAGAGGACGCAGCAGACGGGUGGCGAGAUUGCGGCUGCUACAAGAGGGGCUUUUGGUCAAGUCAAGGAAAAAGCAGAGGAGAUUGAGAUGAAUGCCGAGAACAGGGCUCUGGACGCGAGGCUGAGGAGUAAAAAGUUCAUUGAGGAGACCGCGGCGGAGGCAAAGGAGGUUGUCAGCACGACCCUGGAGAAGGGCCGGGAAAAGGCAAAGGAGGUUGUGGGCAUUGCCAAGACGGCUGUUGGCAUGGCUGAGGCGCAGGUGGAGGAGAUGGUGGGCGACAAGGCGAAGUCACAGUUGAGCCCUGUGCAAAAGGCUCUGAGACAACGAUACGAGAAGCCUUCAAAAGAGACGCGGACAACGGCAGAGAUUCUCAGGGAGAGGUAUAUUCCUAUGGACCAACGAGAUAACACCGUCCUGCGAGGAUUAUAA
Messenger RNA from Trichoderma gamsii, 816 nucleotides. RefSeq lists its product as hypothetical. Gene Ontology annotation, cellular component: MICOS complex; mitochondrial crista junction. The transcript is spliced from 2 exons. The record is from RefSeq and is a predicted model, not a curated record. NCBI's taxonomy places the organism in Eukaryota, Fungi, Ascomycota, Sordariomycetes, Hypocreales, Hypocreaceae. Bases 1 to 816 code for a protein of 271 amino acids. Gene Ontology annotation, biological process: cristae formation.